Ostrea edulis (European flat oyster) is the source of this 1125-nucleotide messenger RNA. RefSeq lists its product as uncharacterized. The transcript is spliced from 7 exons. Gene Ontology annotation, cellular component: nucleus. Bases 139 to 1125 code for a protein of 328 amino acids. Lineage: Eukaryota; Metazoa; Mollusca; Bivalvia; Ostreida; Ostreidae. The record is from RefSeq and is a predicted model, not a curated record.
UAAGUCAGUUUCACGAACGCACUCGUAAGUGCAAAAAUAAUCGUACGAAAAAAAUUAAGAUUUCCGUCCACGAGCGCACUUACGAUUUCACUUACGAGAAAAAGCUUCCUUAGCUACGUACUUUCGUUUUGACUGCUCAUGCGCAGUUCGCAAUUUAGCGUGUCGUCUGUCAACAACAACAUGAGCAAACGGAAGCCGAACUGGAGUGUUGCAGAAAUUGAGGCCCUGGUGGGAGCUGUAACGGAAAAUAUAAGAGUCGUGAAGGGAAAGUUUACCCCCUCAUUGACGAAUGAGGUUAAGAAUCGCCAGUGGAUGGCGAUAACCGAGCGAGUCAAUACAGCUAAUGUGUCUAAGUGUGAUCGAGAUGUAGCAGAAGUAAAGAAAAAAUGGCAAGACUUCAGUAGCCAAACGAAAAAGAAGGAGGCCAUGAGGAUUCGUCACAGGCAAGCAACUGGAGGAGGUCCUGCAAUAGAAGAUGAUCUGAAAUCAUGGGAAACUCUGAUCAUUGGAACAUUUUCCAAGAGUGCCGUUGAAGGGGUGCCGGGUGGGGUUGAUUCUGGAGCACUAUCCUCAUCACAAAGCCGAAUACUCUUAGAGAAAGAAACAUCAUAUGUAUUUGAGGCAACUCUUGCUGAACAAUCACCUGCUGCUGAACAACCAUCUGCCUUCAUCACAGAUAACUCCAGUGAAAAGCCUGUGAGUGAGGAGUUUGAGACAGGUAUUGUAUAUACAUGUACACUAAUCUAUUUUUCAUACUUCGAGAAAUUUGGAAGUAUUCAAUGGUUUAACAGUAUAGGCAAAGUAGACCUACAAAACUGGUAUUUCCUUUAUGUUUGCAAAUUCUUUGCCUUCUGCUGGUGGAGCAGCUGUGAUGACACCGAAGACGAUGUCAGGUUGAAAAUCGAAUUUAUCAAUUUGGGAAAAGAACGGAAUAGAGCUGUGAAGGAAUACAGAGCCAAGAAGUUGGCAUUUUAUGAAGAGAUAACUCAGCAGCAGGGUGAAAUGAUUCAACUUCAAAUGAAGACAGCAACAGCCUUGGAGUUGAUUGCAUCAAAAUGUCAACAAACAGCAACCUUAAUACCAUCACCCUUUUCUGUUUCUCCUAUAAUCAGAUUUGAUAGCUAG